AGUGCUUUCCAAAAUGGCGGACACUGGAUGAAAACAAAAUCUGCCUUGUCCAGAAUUUACCGUUUUUCUUCAUUUCACGGUACCUCACCCUUCCACAAAAAACACCAGCUAUGCCCAAGAUGGUAUUCUAACUCAGGGUGACAAAAUUUUUACAGUUGCAAUCGUACUUUUCCUUUAAACGGGUGAUUUUUCGAUAAAAAGAACCCGGCAGCUGUAUAAUUUUUUACAUGACAGCUGGCGUCGAAGUGAGCCUACUCUCUACGGAAUUUGUUCGUCGCUUUGUGAAUAAUUUCCUGGCUCAUAACCUAUGGAAGUAUCCGGACAUCCCGGCUAACUGACGGACGGUGUGUGGAGAGAUGUCCGAGUACAGCUUUGACGGCAGUGAAGACCAGGAAAGCGAGGACUGUCAACUCGUGAACUAUGCCCCAGACGUGCUGAGUGAGCUGGUAGAUGAUGUCAUCCUCGGCUUGUGUUUUGACGUCCAUCGCUCCUGUAAGAUGGGAACCUUCUUCGUGGAUGAUGUGGAUCCUGCAGAACUCAAAGAAUUUGAAAUAGUUGACCAGGUGGGCCUGGAUAUAUUUGGCCAGCCGGUUUCGUCCAAGAAACAGUACGAGUGUGAAUGUCCAAACUGUGGUCGGACCAUCUCUGCCAACCGGUUUGCUCCUCACCUGGAGAAAUGUAUGGGGAUGGGCAGAAACUCCAGCAGGAUAGCCAGUAAAAGGCUCCAAAACACAGGCAAGUGUGAGUCAGAGGGUGAUGAUGAUGAUGACAAUGACUGGACAUACGGAGAGAAGAAGAAGAAAAAGAAAAGUGACAAAAAAGCGAAUUCCCCUCGCCAGUCCAAGCCGUCCAAAUCCAGCAAGAAUGGAGACAUUCCCAGUGUGAGCAGUGUAGGGUCAGACAAGUCGUCUGGUGGUUAUGUGAACUAUGAGGCCAUGAGUAUUGAGGAGAGGAAGGCAGUGCUAAAACAGAUCUGCGGGGUGAUCUCGGAGCACACUAAGCGGAUGUGCACACGGUCCCACCGCUGUCCGCAGCACUCUGACGAACAGAGGAGACAGGUCCGGCUCUACCUGCUCGGCAAUGCUGCUAGCUCCCUGUUAGAUGAUGAUGUUCAUGUGGACAUUGAUGGUUAUGAGGACUCCCCGGUGGUGUCGACCCCGGCCCACCACCAAAACCUGCCUAAGAGGGACCACCUGGGUAGGUUCAUGUCAGCUCAGCAGGUGGCUGCCAUGGCGGCGGGUUUACCGUGGGACACAGCCUCCAACAGCUCCCCCGGCAGUUCUGUUUCCUCCAUGAGGGUUGUCCAACAGUGGGAGACUAUGGGGAUGACAACAGGUCCUGCCAGUAACAGUAGUGCUAGUGCUAGUACCAGUGCCCCUUCUAAGAAGAAAAAGAGUAAGAAGAAAGAAGGACACACCCACAAGAAGUCGAAAUCAAAGAAUCCUAUCUUACAACAGUACGACCUUCACUGACCUAUCCCAUCAUGCUCUAGUCCCAUGAUCCUCUAGUCCAUGACCCUAUGGGUGAUAUCACAUUACAUGUGUGACAAUGUUGGACAUAUGUACUGUAUAAUAAGUAAAA
Branchiostoma belcheri (Belcher's lancelet) is the source of this 1581-nucleotide messenger RNA. Its product is annotated as ataxin-7-like protein 3. The transcript is spliced from 11 exons. Gene Ontology annotation, biological process: positive regulation of DNA-templated transcription; regulation of transcription by RNA polymerase II. Gene Ontology annotation, molecular function: transcription coactivator activity. Bases 357 to 1472 code for a protein of 371 amino acids. Gene Ontology annotation, cellular component: DUBm complex; SAGA complex. The record is from RefSeq and is a predicted model, not a curated record. NCBI's taxonomy places the organism in Eukaryota, Metazoa, Chordata, Leptocardii, Amphioxiformes, Branchiostomatidae.